CCCUGGAAAGAAAGCCAAAGGGUCUCACUUACUCUCAAGCAGCUUAUUCUGGGGGCGAGGGGUGUGUGUGACCCUUUGGACCCAAAGACUCUGUGUCUGUGGGGAGGGGGCAUGUGCUUCUUUCCCGAUUAGCUGCCCCCUUUUGCCCACUGCUGUGGGUCAGCCCCAUGCUCCCAGCCCAAGCCUGCAGUCUGCAGUUGGAAAUGAACAAUCUGCCAGGCUGGAAAGCCCCUCCUGGGUGUCCUUUGGCUUUCAGCCCACCCAAACCACUUUCUCUUUCCCUUUCUCUGGGUGGGGAUACUCUUUGUCCCCAUCUCUCUUAGCAAAUAGUAAAAGUGAAACAGCCUAGCCUUGGGCUCAUUCUUCCUGGAAGGAGAGCUUCUCACUAUUCGGAAGAAUCAAGAAGCCUGCAAGGAGGCCAUGGCUCUUCUGGGUGUUGCUGGAGAGCAGAGCCAGCAAGUGGGCAGCCUUAUCUGUAAGAAAAGAUCUGGAAACUAGAAGAGAAUUGCACCAGAAGCUCAAACAACCAAUGAAUAUGUUGUCUCUGGUGCUCAAGUCUGAACGAGUAACACUGCUGGCAGAUGCAAUGAGAUCAGAGCCCCACUAAAAGUCACUGUUUUGGAAAGAAUCCCAUUGGGACCAACAGAGAUCAUCCCAGUUGCUGGAGAUGGAGAGCCAGGAGGACACAGCAGCUCAGCAAAAGGAGCAGCAGCUGGAGAUGCUGAAGAAGAAGAGAGAGGAAUGGGCCAAGUCAGCCCUGGCAGAGAUGAGAGAGGAGCUGGAAAAAGGACACACCCGGGAAGAAGAAGCUGGGAGGAAGAAGGAGGAGGCCCUGCGGCAGGCUAUGGAUGUCCCCCCUGAAGGCUGGAAGGAAGCUAAAGAGAGCUUGAAGGAGGAGAUAGAGAAGAGGCACCAGCAAGGGGCCCUUGCGGAAGGGUCAGCGGCCAGAAAUGAGAACCUCUCUGAUGACGACAUUUUAAGAUGGGCAUCGGGAGGCCUGGCUCUGCAGGGCAUUUUCCAAACCUGCAAUCUGGGAGACUGUGUGCAGAAGCGAGAGCAGCUCAUCCAGAUCCCAGAAGGCUUCCAGCUCCUUGGUCCAAGCCAAGGGCCCCAGUCUGAGAGAAGGGACUUUUCCUCUUCAGAAGCAGAAUCAAAAUUCAGGAAGACCGUAGAGCAGUUGGGCCUCAGCUUUGGCCUUGCAUUUAAAUAUGGGAUUGGGGAAGAAUAUAUAGAGAGCAGCAGUAGCUACAGGCAUUCUUCAGAAUCCAAAGAGAGCUCCAAGUCUUGCUCUGAACAUUCCUAUAUUUGCACAACCCAGUAUAAUUAUGUCCCAAUAGCGUCAUGCCACUUUCCAAAGGACCAGCUGAGGCUUUCCCAUCCAGCUUUGCAAGACCUUAGAAAGAUGGAACAACUUUUGAGACAUGUUUCAGAUAAAGACAAGGAGAAGAUACUAAAGAACAGAUGUGAGGGCUUUUUCAACACUUUUGGCUCCCAUGUCAACCAGGGACCCCUGCAUCUGGGUGGGAUAUUCUGGCAGAGGGUCUCUUCCGAGGGCUUUAAGGCCGACAAGCGACAAGAGAUCAAGAUGCAAAUCUCACGCAUCCUCAGCUUCAACACAGGAUGCAGCUCUGCUGGUAGCGUUGCCUCUGAGGAAGAUCCCAAGGACCCAAAGCCCAAGACAGAGCCCAAUGGUGCAAAUGUUCUUGGGGGGGCUGUCUGUGGUGUUAAGGGAUCCUGGACAAGCUCCUCAGCGUCAUCCAAAGAUGCCAACAGACAGGCUGCUCAAAUGGCUGCUGAGCUCUUUGUGUCCAAAACAGGUGGCCCCCCUGAAGCAGAUUUGCUGACCCCUUGGAAAUCUGGUCUGCUGGCCAGUAACAAAACCUGGAGCGUCAUUGACCGGGGAGACAAGUUCAUCCCUGUCUGGGAGAUUGUCUUAGCCAACCACAAGAAAGAUUUCAAAGAUGUUCUUGCAAUAGCUAACAGUCUAAGGGACUGCUAUGCGGCCCUGACUGGCAAAAAAGUAGAAGUGCUGCAUGGCGAGGAGCUGAUUGUGGCAGAGGAAGAGGCCAGGGCAUUCCUGGAGAACAUCAAGGCAUGGAAGAUCACCGGGGAGCAAGAGAAAUUGGAGGAACUGGUUCGUUUCAAAGAGAAGCUGUACGCAACUACUAAAUCAGACCGCAUGUGGAUUAACCUAUGCCUUUCAAAUCAGGCGCUUCAAGAUUUUCUGGAACAAAGCGUUUUAUUAUACAAACGUUCUCUGCCCAAGAACACUGGUAAUGUCAGAUUUCUUCUCCGCCGCCUUCUGGAGCCACACAUCUAUUCGGUCCCAAACUUUCCCAGUUCCUCAGAGAUUAUGAGGUGGGUCUUUGCUCCAGAGCAGAAACAGCAAGACACGGAUGUCUGGGUCCCAACCCUGGCUGACUUGACUGGGAUCCUUCAGCAAAUGAAGAAGAGCAUAGAAGAGGCUGAGGAGGAGCCUGGACAAGCAGCAGAGGAGGCAAUGGCAAAGGUUUCCACUGAGCUGAGCUUCAGAUUCUGCUCCUUACUCAAGGCCCUGAAGGAGGGCUCCCAGGAAGAGACAGCCCUGUUACUGCUGUCCAUUGCGCACAGUGUAGGAUAUAACGUGGAAAACGAUUUCUUCCAAUAUCGUCUCGGAUCCUCACAAAUUGACUUCAUUUUACAGAAACUAAAAGAAGCGUAUGAGAAGCAUCAGGCUCUUGUCAAUCUGCAUGCUCCUCGUGCUCAGGCUUACGUUGUCCUGAUGGGUCUGGCAACAUCAGCUGACGGCAAAGAAGUGCCUCCGGAGGAGAAGGGAAGACGCUUGACUUUUAUGAAGGAGCACAUGCAGGAAUCCUGGGGAGAUGAAGUUGCCAAUGUCCUUAGAAGGCAUAACAUCCAGAAUGACUGGAAUUUGCUGGAGGAAGAUUUGGCUUACCUUGUUGAUGGGAAUUAUGAAGCCACAAAUUAUGAGCAACAGAAAGAGUGUGUCGUAAGAGAGUUAGAAGGUAUAUUCCAGGCCAGCAACCCAUCAGGGAACACAGAAUGCAAAGAUCUGGAUUUCAGCCACGACCCAAGAUGCAGCAAUAUCACAAAUCACGAGUUUCUGGAUUUGAUCAAGAUGCUUGACUUGGAAAAGUAUUAUCCAAACAAAAUGCAAAUGACAGACUUCCACCUCAUUCACAAAAUAUCUUCAUACGAUCAACAGCCCAGCGCUGAAAGAGAGCUUCCCCUUUAUUUCCUGGAAAAGCUAUUAAUGCUAGAUUAUCGGGCAAGGUACCUGUCAUGCAAGGAUAACAUUAGCACAGUACAAGACAAUACGUCAGAUUUCGUGGAGGCGUCAGACAAAUGUUUAGAUGACUUGGACUACAUUUUUGACGAUGCCACUCCUGAUGCGUGCCACGAAGAUGUCCAGAGCAGUCGCAAGCACAUCCACCCCAUGGACGUCCAGAUGGCCAUUUUCCUUUGUGCGGACGACUUCACCAGGCAGUACAUGGCAACCAAGCUCUCAGUCUGCCAGUUUGCCCUCCCACUUUUGGUGCCAAAUCCCUGUACUUCACAGAUAGAAUUCCCUCUCUGGUCCCUCUGCCAGGUUAACAAGAAAUGGCAGUGCACCCAGGAAUUUCAAAAGAAGAGGAUCAGAAAAUGCAAAGACGAACUAAUCUAUCAAGCCAGGACACCUCUGGUGUCCUUCAUAAGAUUUAGCACGUCUCCAGUCUCUAAGUCCCAGCUUCUGAAUCACCUGCUGAGUAAGCAAAAGCAUGACGUCUUUUUCCACCGUCACUGCAAAGGGAGCAGCAAAAACUGUCUUCUGAUGAAAGGUGUUGCAGAAAUUGCUUGGUAUUGUCCAAGCGGGAAGAAUGACGACUCUUUUGACAGUUGUGUUGCAUUCACUAACCUCCAUGGGAAUGCAGUGGAACAUAAGGAACAAGUUGAAUUUUUGCAAGAGAUAGCCUCAGUCACGGUCAUUCUCUUGUCAGACAAUGACAGGACGGGAGACAGCGGCACUUUCCUGAAAGAACUCCUCAAGUCUCCGCAGCCUUUCAUCUUUCUCUGUGUGGACAAAGAGCAAAUUUUAAUGAACAAACAUGAGAAACGAAUCAAAAUUGCAGCCAAGAACCGUAACGAAGCAGAAUUAAUUGAACAGCUGAUACAAGAAAUUAAGUCUACCCUAAGGCUUUCAAACAACUUUUACAGUCUUGAGCAGUGUGCCCCUAUUGCCCAGAAGCAUGGCUUCCUUGUAGAUGAAGACAAAGAGGAGUGUAAAAUAGGCAAAGCAACGGCGGAAAGUGUGGUUAGUAUUCUGAAAAAGGAAAACAUGUUGGAAGCCAAAAAGAGACUCCUUCCUCUGCAAGGGCCCUUGUGGCUCCAGUGGUGUGAGAAAGACAGAGAACAGACCCACCUGCAGGACCAUAAGAACAUGGGCCUGGAGCAGCAGAUUAGCCAAAUCAACUCCCAAAAGCAAAUAAUAAGGCAAAAGCAGUUGAAUCAGGCCUCCCCCCUCAACGACCUGAUGAAGUCUCUGCUUACGGGUCUGUUUUCCCCUUCGCGGAACAUCAAAAUGUACUUUCUGCAGUGGAUGAAGGUAUUACUAGCUGACUUGACUUCAGACCAUCUUGCAGAGCUUCAAGUGAUUUACCACAAUCUGUGGACCCAAAAGCAGGUGGGAGAAGAUGGUUACUCGCCUCGUAAGCUAGAAGAGGUAGCAAGUGAAAUAAGUGAGUCCACCUUUGGCUUAGAGCACCUUCUGAGAGAGAUUGGUCAGCUUUACGAAGCUCUGGACGUGACGUCGCCGCCGGAUAAACAGGCCGUCCAGUUGCUGCCCCAGAUAGCGGCUGACAUGAUGGAGCUGGGCUAUCCCAUUGAGCUGAUGGACGGCGAUGCUUCGCACGUGCCACUGAAAUGGGUGAGUGCCGUCUUGGACAAACUGGCCGAGAAGCUAGGUGACAAAGAAGUGUUUGUCCUCUCCGUCCUUGGCAUCCAGAGCUCGGGAAAGUCAACUCUCCUGAAUGCCAUGUUCGGCCUUCAGCUCCGCGCCAGCCCAGGGAGAUGCACCAGAGGCGCAUUCAUGCAACUGGUUAAGAUAAGCGACAAGCUCCGGCCAGUGCUGGAACUAGACUUCUUGCUCAUUGUAGAUACAGAAGGACUUCGGGCUGCAAAAGAAACAGACCGAUCGAUGUUUAAUCGGGAUAAUGAGCUGGCCACCUUUGUCAUUGGUCUCGGCAACAUGACCGUGAUCAAUAUCUUUGGAGAGAACCCCUCAGAAAUGCAAGAUGUCCUUCAGAUUGUCGUACAGGCAUUUUUGAGGAUGAAGCAAGUAAACCUUUCCCCCAGCUGCUUGUUUGUGCACCAGAACGUUGGGGAAAUAGCCAGGGAAGAGAAAAACAGGGAAACCCGGAGAUGCAUCCAGCAAAACCUGGACGAAAUGGCUGUCACGGCAGCCCAGCAGGAAUCCUGUGAGGUGAGCUCUUUCAGCGAUGUGAUCCACUUCGACGUGAACUCCCACGUUCACUACUUUUCUCACCUCUGGGAAGGAGAGCCGCCCAUGGCGCCCCCAAACCCCAGCUACAGCCAAAACAUACAAGAACUGAAGUGCAAGAUCCUCACGGAUGCAAAAGAAAAAUCCGCCCAAGAGGGUCUUCUCAAGAUGUCUGAAUUGAAACUCCACAUUCAGAGCCUGUGGGAGGCUCUGCUGAAUGAAACCUUUGUUUUCAGCUUCAAAAAUACCUUGGAGAUUGCUGCCUACAGCAGGUUAGAAAACAAAUAUAGCAAGUGGUCGUGGGAACUGAGGAGUUUUGUGCUGGAUCAAGAGCGCAGGCUGAUGAUCCAGAUUCAGAAUGACAAACUCCACAGCGUAGACCGAGCCUCUCUGACGGAAAGCAUUAAAAACAAAUAUGCAGAGAUUAUGGUGGAUUUUGAUAAAUAUUUUUGUGAGGAUAAAUACCGAAAGCAAACAAUUCAAUGGAAAGGGAACACGAAAAUUAAACUGGACUUCUUAAUGGAAGAGCUUGCUAAUACAACUUGCCGAAAUUGUGAAAGAAGCAUUAAUCUGAAGAGUCGCUGGAGGAGUUUUGAACAAAAGAGGUCUACAUUUCAAGAUGAGAUCCUUCAGAGAAGCAAAGAAUUAGCCAAACAGUUCAUGCACAAAGAGCUGAGUGAGCAUGAACUGAGAGAGAAGUUUAACAGCAUGUGGGCCGGGUGGAUGAGCGCCGUCUCUCCUCCUGCCUCUCACGCCAGUCAUGUCAGCAUCCAGGUGGAUGUGGAGCACUUCCUCUGCGAGCGCUUCAAAAGCGAGCCUGGGAUCAGUGAGAGAAUUAAAACCUCUGCUAAACUGACGCGCUUCCCUUGUGAGUCUCCUCAGUAUAUCUCCGCUGAGACCUGGGUAACGAAGAAAUGGAGGGAAUUCACCAGAUGUCUCCCCGAUAAACUCUCUCAACGAAUCCCAGAAAUGAAAAGAAAAGCUAAGAAACCUGAGCUAGCCCUGAUUACGGUACGUUCGUUAACAGACUCUCUGGAGCGGCUGGUUAACAACUAUGUUCAAACCAAAGAAAAGGAAAGUAUGAACUAUAGCUCCUCCUAUUUCCAUGAGAUAGUGCAGAUCAUCAAUGAGGAAAUGUCUACCUUCGCAGAUCCGGACCUGACCCUGCCAACUUCAUACCGAGUGGACAUAGCCCUCUAUUUGUGCCAGAAGGCAGCCAAAAGGUUUACAGAGAUGCACCAGAAGCUGCAGAAAGAGAAUGACCCUUCCUUCUUUCUCGAAAGCAAGAGGGAAGACUUCUUUCAGUCAUUUGCCAUCUCCUGCCAAGGAGCCAAAUCUGUCACGACGUUUGCCGUCUUUUUGUGCAACAGUCUAAGAUUGGCAAUCCGGGAUGCCAUCCAUGAAAAGGCUGCCAUCCACAUAGCUGACAUCAUGAAGGCCGAAGACCCCGCUUUCAGUAAUCGAAAGAUGCUGGAAAAGUACAUGCUCAUCCAUCUGGCCGAACAGGAACACUUUGAGAAAUACAUGGAGUACAUUUAUCACCCCAAUUACUAUAUGGGGGAAUUCAUUAGGCGACGAGUUGAUCAAUACUGCUUAGAUAAAAAGCAGCCAAGAUUAAAGGAUGUAUUAAAUACUCAUCUCUCUGCUUUCCAAAAGCUGCUCAGUCAGGCUAUCAAUGACUCCACGAGAAUUGCUGAAGAUAAAGGGGGCAAUGCCUCUUUGUGGCUGGAUGAAUUCUGCCUCGCGGUCGGAGAUGACCUGGUCCUCCCCAGGCACACCUUAGCAAGCAUCGAGCACCAGGAGGUGGCAAACAUUCGGGCCAUUGAAGAAGCCAUCAAUGAUUCACUGGCAGCUGUGCUAGAUCAUCUGAAACAGGAAUUCAUGACAACAGACUUUGAACCCUUUAUUGCCAAACCUCACGAGAUCCUCUUGGAGCAGUUCUCUGGGUGCCUGAAGCAAUGUCCCUUUUGCAAAGCUGUCUGCACAAACACAAUUCCAGGGCAUGACGGAGCGCACAGAACUCCCUUCCAUCGCCCACAGGCCCUGACUGGAAUCCAGUGGGAAGGAACAAACCAUCUUGUCAUUGAAACCUGCUCCACUAUUGUAAGUGGAAACUACUCCCUCCUGUUUGAGGAGGAGAAGAUUCCUUGUUCAGAAUUCCAAAUGGCAGGAUCAGAUUAUGCCAAGUGGGACAUCCGACAAGACAUUUACCAUCUGCUUGGAAACUCUGCACAGAAUUAUUGGAAAUGGUUCAUCUGCCACUUUAGAAGUGAAUUAGAGAAAGCCCAGAAGGGUGUUUUCAAAGGAAAGGGAGCAAUACCAUGGCAGUGGGAAAGCUUACAGAAAGAAGACAUUCUUUCACGAAUGAAGGCCAAUAGUCAAGAUGACCCAGAUUUCAGGAGGCGAGUUUUUUUCCCACUACUACUUUCUAAAAGGAUAUUCAAGGGAAAGUAAUAUUCAUUCUGAUCAGAUCACUCACCAAGCUAAGGGCACACACACACACACAACACACACCACACACACACACACUGCCUACACCUCAUCCAGACAUUUAAAGAACAUUCUGCAGUGAAAUAGGUCUAUAAUUCUUUGUUAAUGUGUUAUCUGUAUCUUCCUUAUAAAUCACUGUAAUGUAGACAUUCCCCCAAGACUCCCAAUAAUUCACCACCUUUUUUAAAGGCUGCCAUCGCUUGCCUUCACAUUUCUCAUCCUAUGCUGCAGGACUGGAACUUUCCCAGAUUGAAUCCUUUGAAUUGCUUCAAUAAACUCCAUAGUUGUCACAGGGCCAUUCAAACUUUGCUUUUGUUUCAGAUAGAAAACAAAGAAUUAUAAACCGAUUUCACUAAAAAAUAAUGAUUGGCAGGGCGACUAAAAUGGCGAACGGUCUGGAAACCAUGAAGCCCUAUGAGGAACGACUCAGGGAGCUGGGGAUGUUUAGCCUGGAGAAAAGAAGAUCAAGAGGUGAUACGAUAGCC
Sceloporus undulatus (fence lizard) is the source of this 8451-nucleotide messenger RNA. RefSeq names its product interferon-induced very large GTPase 1-like. Bases 668 to 7930 code for a protein of 2420 amino acids. Gene Ontology annotation, molecular function: GTP binding. The transcript has 3 exons. NCBI's taxonomy places the organism in Eukaryota, Metazoa, Chordata, Lepidosauria, Squamata, Phrynosomatidae. The record is from RefSeq and is a predicted model, not a curated record.